Molecule: messenger RNA, 4703 nt
Organism: Heterobilharzia americana
Lineage: Eukaryota; Metazoa; Platyhelminthes; Trematoda; Strigeidida; Schistosomatidae
Source: the annotation of a GenBank genome assembly
GCUGAAUGGUUUGGCGUGUAUUUAAGCCUGUCGUUGUGUCAUGUGGUUCAGUCAUUGUUUUCCAGUUUCUUGAACUUUCUGACGGUUAAAUUUCUAAAAGAACUGCUGAAGAUUGGUAUACUAACCAUAUUUCCUUCAAACAAUGGGCCAGCUACACAAGUUAGACAACAGGAUACAGAUUAUGCUUAAAAAUGGCAUUAUGCAGCGACAUAGGUCAAUGUUUGUUAUGGUCGGAAACAAGGGACAGGAUCAAGUCCCAAUCAUGCAUCAGAUAUUGAAUUCCUUGUCAAAUAAAGGUAGACUUAGUCUAUUAUGGUGCUACAAAAAAGAGCUAAGCUUCAGCACUCAUCGCAAGAAAAACCUGAAACUAUUGAAUAAGAGGCGGAAAGCAGGUUUGACGUCAGACGCCACAAUUUUCGAGCAGUUCGUUUGCUCGACGGAUAUACGUUGGUGCUAUUACGACGAGUCUCAAAAGAUCCUUGGACAAACUUUCGAUAUGUGUGUGUUGCAAGAUUUUGAGGCCCUUACGCCAAACAUUCUUGCCCGUACCAUUGAAACUGUAUCCGGUGGAGGAUUAGUAAUUCUUCUAUUGAAAACAAUGGACUCAUUAAACCAGUUGUGUACAAUGGUUAUGGAUGUUCAUUCUCGUUACCGUACGGAAUCCCAACAUAAUGUCGUUGGUCGUUUUAACGAGAGGUUUCUGUUAUCGUUAGCCAGCAACUCCCGAUGCCUUGUGUUAGAUGAUCGCUGGAAUGUUCUUCCGUUAUCACGAAAAGUACUAAAUUCCCUUGAACCUCUGCCGGCUGAAACAAAUGAAUCCGCCUCAACGGAACAGAAGGAGCUACAAAAGCUUAAGAUCUCCUUAGCUGAAGAUGGAUCGCCAUUUGCUCCUUUAAUCAAGUUGUGUAUCACAUUUGAUCAAGCCAAAAGUCUUGUCCAAUUUUGUGCCUCCCUAGCUUCAAAUCCACAGUCAGAAAAUAAGAGCGGAACUAAAAGUCUUCCAAACUGCUUACCUUCGAAUGUAGCACAUUCCCUUCUUGAAUCGAUAGGUGCUACAAAUAAAGAUGUUGGCUCUUCAUCAGCUCUUGUUGUUGUAACCUCUGGAAGAGGUCGUGGAAAAUCAGCUGCUCUGGGACUGGGAUUAGCUGCGGCUUUCGAAACUGGUUUACCCAACUUGUACGUUACAGCACCCAGUCCAGAAAAUUUAAGCACACUCAUGCAGUUUGUCGUAAAUGGCCUAAAUGCCUUUCAAUACGAAGAGCAUCAGGAUUAUACUGUUAGUCGCUCGAUGAAUCCUGAACACAAUCAAGCUGUAGUUAGAAUUGACGUUUACAGACAAAAUCACAGACAGUCACUUAUUUAUUUACCCCCAUGGGAGUUAGCUGCUCUUUCCAGCAUAAGACAAGCUGAUCUUGUAUGUAUAGAUGAGGCCGCUGCUAUUCCUUUGCCUAUCGUUCAGUCACUUAUCAGUGGUCCAAGAUUUGUUUUCAUGGCAUCAACUGUAAAUGGUUACGAAGGCACUGGUCGCUCUUUGUCGUUUAAACUACUCCGUCAACUGCGGUGUCAGUGCACUUUAUCAGGAACUACAGCCCAGUUGUCAGCAAGCCAUGAAGGUUCUCAGUCUUUGGAGAAGCAACAAAAGUUACUGGGAAGAGGUUUCCGGUCAGUGGAUACCUCGCGGGUUUUGUAUGAAGUAAGUCUUUCAGAAGCUAUCCGAUACGCCAACGGAGAUCCGAUUGAAACCUGGUUAUUUGAUCUGUUGUGUUUGGAUUGUGGUGAAUCGCUAACUUGUGAUCAACGAACUAAUGCAGCUGAUAUUUAUCUUCCUCCUGUCGAUCAGUGUCAAUUGUACUACGUCAACAGGGAUACUUUGUUCGCUUAUCAUAAAUCAACAGAAAUAUUUUUACAUCGACUUAUGGCUCUAUAUGUCUCUUCACAUUAUAAGAAUUCUCCCAACGACCUUCAACUUCUUUCUGAUGCACCGGCGCACCAUAUUUUUUGUCUUCUGGCUCCUUAUGAUCCUAAAUCUGGUUGUGUACCUGAAAUUCUCUGCGUACUUCAAGUUUCUUUAGAAGGAAAAAUAAACAAGGAUCGAGUAAUGCAUAGUCUCUCUCGUGGUUUACGUCCAUCCGGUGAUUUAAUCCCUUGGACAUUAAGUCAACAGUUUUGUGAUGCCAACUUUGGUGAAUUAUCUGGUGCUCGUAUAGUGCGAAUUGCUACUCAUCCCGAUUAUCAAGGUCUUGGUUAUGGAACUAGAGCUUUAAAACUACUUUAUGAAUAUUAUAGUAACCAGAUGGACUUGAAGGUUUCAGAGAAGGAGUUAAUUAACCGUUAUGAUGAGCAAAUGGACUGUAAUAAUUCGGGAGGAACAACCAAUAGUCUUUCUCGUAACCCCGCAAAAUUGAAGUCUGCAUCUUCUGCUUUUCAUUGUGAUGCUAAGAGAACUAACAACACCGACCAGGAUGAUUCUGAAAGCAGUUUUGAAUCAAAUGAUAUCAGUCUUUGUGAAAAGAAUGACUCAAAGCUCCUCACGGAAGUGAUAAAACGACGUGAGCCUACUAGUCUCCCACCCCUCCUUAGUCGCUUGAAUGAACGUCCGUGCGAAAAGCUUGAUUAUGUUGGUGUUUCAUUUGGUGCUACUCCUAGUUUGUUAAGGUUUUGGAAACGAUCAGGUUAUGUGCCGGUGUACCUUCGUCAAAGUGUGAAUGAGUUGACGGGGGAAUUCACAUGCAUAAUGUUGAAACCGAUAAGGAAUCAACCUAUUUCGUAUAGAUCACCUGAAUGGUUCCAGAAUUAUUUUGAUGAUUUUACCAAACGUUUAAUUUACUUGUUCCCUGGACCAUUCCGAAAUUUGGAUGGGACGUAUGGUCUGGAACUUCUUAGUCAUAAGAUACUAGAGACUAGUUUAUCCCAAGAGCUUACUCAGGCAGAAAUAAAAAAUUUAUUCAGCGCAGUGGAUUUGGAAAGAUUACGACGUUACAGUAGAUCGCUUAUAGACUUUCACCUUGUUAACGACUUAUUGCCGCUUUUAGCUCAAGUUUACUUUCAAAGACGUUUACCUAACGUGCGACUGAAUAAGACUCAACAGGUUAUUCUCUUAGGUAUGGGCUUACAACACAAAACAGUCGAACGAUUAUCCAGUGAAUUCGAUCGUUUACUCGGUGAUUCAGCUUGUCCUCAAAUCCGAGUUUCUGGGCUUGCACGAUCAGAUGAUGCUGUGUACUCGGUUUUGAAUUCACUAGAGGAGAAAGGUGAUUCAUCUGCUUGUAAAGUCAAUAGCGAUUCUUUUGCUAACAAAAAGAAAGGUCCGGAUACUGGAAUUCAUACGGGUUGGGCUAAACGUAUUCUUGGUCUCCUUUUUGUUAUUGUUCGUGAGCUUACCAAGUCAUUAGAUGCUAUACUCGAAUCAAAGAGUAGUAGUGCUGUGGAAUCAAGAAAAAAUGCUGUUAAUGGACGUGUACAACCAGUUGUUGAAGUUGAUUUAAAAGAUGGAAACUAUACUGCACUUAGAAUGGAUGAAGAUGCAUUCUCAGCUUCUGAUACAGAAAAUUCUGAUAAAUGUGAGGAUUCACAAUCACGUAUUCUUAGCAAUGAUGAAGACAGUGAGAAUGAUUCAGUGGAUGAAGAAAAAAAUCCAACUUCUCAUAAUUUAGGAGUACAGUCUGAAAUCAGCGACUCUGAACGAGAACGUCGAUCCACCUUGGUACGCCAGCUUAUAUCUGAAGAACUUGUUGGUCAAAGUAGUUCUCUCGGACCCCUCUCUGCUUAUAAAAUUCGUGGUUCUGAAACCGAUUGGGCUGAAGCUGUGGUUGGGCAUGGAUCCGAUCUUUCUUCCCUUACCGUUAAACUACCGGAUAACCAAAAAGUUACCAAUAAAAUGUAAGUGUAAUAAAUUGUCACUCAAUGCAAAAUCAUAACUAAAAUUGUCCUAAGUGAUGUUUUGGCUGUUUGUACGAUUCUUCUACUUCAUCUUAAAUUUGGCCUCAAGACAUGGGGAUUCUUUGAGAAUCCAUCCACUGUUAUUUACGAUUUUUCACAAGAAUCACCACGUUUCUCUCUCUAAAUUCUAAUAACUGUUUAAACAGCAUUUUAAACUUUUGUUGGUAACGCGUAAAUUAUGGUGUAAUUCACACUCCACUUCCAAAUGGUUUUUUAGUGUCAAGUAACAAAUUUGUCGCGGCUUGUAUUUACUUAUUUUAAAACCAUCUGUAUUUGUUAGAAAUAAUUUUUCUAUCUUCCUGUUUCAACUUACAUUUUAAUCUCGUGUUAAGUUUGCGCACAUAAGAAUAACAAUUUUGUUUGUAGUAGGACGUUUUCAACCCCUAGCUGUAUACGUGUUUCACUCUGAAUUUCGUCCAUAUGUUUCUCAUAGACUGAGGCGCUGUUAGACUCCUAAAGUGAUCCUACCUUUGUUGCCAUCAAUUUUUAGUAUACUCAUCGUUAACAGGCCACUACGGAGAGGUCUGAGCUUUGUUGUCAAAUGCGUUUUUAUCUUACACUUCUAAUUUCCGGUCAUUACACAUACCGCUUCAUUAAUAUGGCAACAGAUCUGCCCAAGCGUGUACAACUAAAUGCUGGUUCAUGAGUAGCGAUGCCUUGUUUUUUCCUUCAAAAUAUUCACAUUGCCAUCCAAAUAAUCAGUCUAUUCUGUUUGAAUAUAGGUAGCAUUCAUUUCUGCUCUAUUAUAAUCUCUUGUUUUUGUG